AUGGAUCUGGCGCAUCACGGAGAGUACGCCGCGGAUGAUCCCGGCGCCGCGCGCGUGCCCGCGUGCCCGAACUGCGGGAAACACGAAAUCAAACUCGAGCCCGCGCUCGGGAGCGAAAUUUGUCAAGCGUGCGGCGUCGUCUAUAACGCGAGCGUGCUGCAGACGACGCUGAAUUGGACGGAGGAUGGCGCGGCGGAUGGGACGUUCUUACAGGAUGGCGCGCACGUCGGCGCGCACUUGGCGGCGGCGCGAGCGCAGAUGGUGAGCAUGCCGGGGGCGUCGCACGUGACGAGAAACAUGUUUCGAGACCGCGAGUCGACGAACUUGUAUCACAUCGCGAAAUCGGUCGAACACACGGGGGCGCUGUUGAAGUUGAACAAGGAUAUCAUCGCCGAGGUGAAGGAUCUGGUGACGCGAGCGUCGGAUGGGAAAUGGGGACAGGGGUUGUGGACGAGCCAGUUGACGGGAGCGUGCGUGUACUCGGUGUGUAGACAGAAUAAUUUGCCGGUGAGCAUGCGAGAGGUGGCGGAGGCGUGCUCGGUGAACGUGUUCACGCUUGGGCGGGUGUUUCAUAAACUGCAAGAGCUGCACGGGUUGAAGAUGCCGCCGUUAGAUCCGGAGAAUUACGUCGCGCGCGCGGUGGCGGCGCUGCCAGAGCUCGCGGCGAUUUCAAACAAAAACUCCACCGUGCAGCCGCAGC
Molecule: messenger RNA, 700 nt
Organism: Ostreococcus lucimarinus CCE9901
Lineage: Eukaryota; Viridiplantae; Chlorophyta; Mamiellophyceae; Mamiellales; Bathycoccaceae
Exons: 1
Biological process (GO): transcription by RNA polymerase III; transcription preinitiation complex assembly; DNA-templated transcription initiation
Cellular component (GO): nucleus; transcription preinitiation complex; transcription factor TFIIIB complex
Molecular function (GO): RNA polymerase III general transcription initiation factor activity; TBP-class protein binding; RNA polymerase III type 3 promoter sequence-specific DNA binding
Source: RefSeq, a predicted model, not a curated record